AUGACGUUCAUGACUACGUGUUGGGUCCUGACCAUCGGCCUCGUCGCCAUCGCCGCCUAUGUAGUGUCUUCAUUCCGCGCCUGGUGGCGUCUCCGCGAGUUCAAUGGCCCCUUCCUGGCUUCUUUCUCUUACCUCUGGAUCGCCCGAGCCUCGCUCAGCGGCCGCAUGGGCGAGCGAUGGACGGAGACCGAAGCCAAGUACGGGACGGGGACGCCGUCGACGGUGCGCAUCGGCCCGAACGAGCUCCUCACCAGCGACCCGGACGUGAUCCGGCGCACAUCGGCAGCGCGGUCCAAGUACACGCGGUCCGACUGGUACAAGCUCAGCACAAUCGACCCGUACGAGGACGCCAUGCUCAACGUGCUCGACACGGCCGAGCACGACAAGAUCAAGGCGCAGACGGCGCCUGGGUACGCUGGCAGGGAUAACCCGGGUCUCGAGAGCGAGGUCGACAUGAUCCUGAACCUGUUGACCAACAAGAUCCGGACCAAGUACGCCGCCGCCAAGCCCGGGGACCAGAAGCCCAUGUUGGAUCUAGCCACCAUCGCGCAGUACUUCACGCUCGACUCCAUCUCCAAGAUCGCUUUCGGGGAAGAGUUUGGCCUUAUCGAGGCAGAGCGGGACAUCCACCGGCACAUGGAGGUGCUCAACGACGUGGCGCCGGCGUCGGUCACCAUUUCCGCAGUCCCCUAUUUCCGGGCCAUCUUUGGGUCCAACUUGGUGCUGAAGCUGAUCGGGCCUACACCGAAAGACAAGAAAGGAAUGGGGAGAAUCAUGGCAACCGGCAAAGCGAUCGUGGGCAAACGGUUCGCGCAGGAGGAUGCCAAAGACCGGCAAGACAUGCUAGUUUGUGACCCCUUACUCCUCCCCAGCGACGAGAACCUCCUUACUCACUAUUUAAAAACACAGGGCUCCUUCAUCCGGCACGGCCUGUCGCAGCGCAAGUGCGAGACGGAGGCGCUGAUCCAGAUCAUCGCGGGUUCAGACACGACGGCGACGACAAUCCGGGUGGUGAUGCUCUACCUGAUGUCGACGCCGCGGGCCUACUGGGCGCUGCAGGCCGAGAUUGACGCGGGGAUCAAGGCGGGCCGGGUCUCAAGCCCCGUGACCAGCGCCGAGGCCCAGGAGAUGCCGUAUUUGCAGGCCGUGAUAAUCGAAGCCCUGCGGCUCUUCCCGCCCUUCACAGGUGUCCCCUUCAAAGCAGUCCCCCCGCAGGGCGACAUCAUCGACGGCAAGCACGUUCCGGGGGGCACGCUGAUCGCGCCCAACUUCUGGACGACAGGCCGCAACCCAGCCGUCUUUGGCGCCGACGUGGAGGUGUUCCGCCCCGAGCGCUGGCUCGAGGCCGACGCGGCGGCGGCCGAGAGCGGUGACCGCGAGCGGCGGGCCGAGAUGCGCCGCGUGGCGGAGCUGGCGUUUGGGUAUGGGCGGUGGGGGUGCGCGGGCAAGAUGAUUGCGUUUUUGGAGCUGAAUAAGGUGUUUGUCGAGUCCGACAUGUGGGUGUCGGUGGCGCUGCGGGAGAGCCAGGCGGAGAAGUAG
Molecule: messenger RNA, 1539 nt
Organism: Chaetomium globosum CBS 148.51
Lineage: Eukaryota; Fungi; Ascomycota; Sordariomycetes; Sordariales; Chaetomiaceae
Exons: 6
Coding region: 1-1539 (512 amino acids)
Molecular function (GO): oxidoreductase activity, acting on paired donors, with incorporation or reduction of molecular oxygen; monooxygenase activity; iron ion binding
Source: RefSeq, a predicted model, not a curated record